Messenger RNA from Pteronotus mesoamericanus, 900 nucleotides. RefSeq names its product ciliary microtubule inner protein 4 (gene CIMIP4). The record is from RefSeq and is a predicted model, not a curated record. Bases 28 to 840 code for a protein of 270 amino acids. NCBI's taxonomy places the organism in Eukaryota, Metazoa, Chordata, Mammalia, Chiroptera, Mormoopidae. The transcript is spliced from 5 exons.
ACAGGACUAAGCUUGGAACAAGAGUCCAUGGAGCUGGGCCGCCGAGCAGGUACAACCAUUUUGACCAGGGCCCAUCUGAGCAACAAGGAAGGCCAGCAGGACACGGACCCCAGGAGAACUGCCCACAGCCCCUUGGAAACCUCCAAGUUCAAGCACCAGGCCCCAGCCUCCCCACAACCAUCCCCGCAGCAGGGAGGCAGCCCCCUGGGGCAGGCCUACCAGGAGGGGGGCUGGCCUCCGGCCCCCGCGGCUGUCAGCAAAAGCCACUCUGGGAUGGACUCGCGGCCUGGGUCGUUGAAGAAGGGGGACUACAGACCCUCCCCGAGGGAAAGCAGGGCCGCUUCCCCAGAGGGCGCUCUGCCGCGCGAGGAGCUGAAGCAAAGCCCCAACUCGGGGACCCAGGGCCAGAGGAGCAGCGUCAUUCCUGACAACAUUCGCCACAAGUUUGGGAGCGACAUGGUGGACCAGUUGGUCUCCGAGGAGCAGGCUCGAAGGGCCGUUGACGAAGUCUUUGAGGGCCAGAGGAGGGAAAGCUCAUGGCCCAGCAAGACGCGGAGUUCUGUGAAAGUCGCCUCCAUCUACUCAGACUACUAUGAUCUGGGCUAUAACAUGCGGUCAAACUUGUUUCAAGGGGCCCCGGAGGAGAUGAAGAGCCUCAUGAAGGCCUCCUAUACCCCAGAGGUGAUUGAGAAAUCAGUGUGGGACACAGAGCACUGGCACGGCAGAAAGACGGAUGAUCUGGGACGGUGGCACCAGAAAAAUGCUAUGAACAUGAACUUGCAGAAAGCACUGGAUGAGAAAUAUGGAGAAAAGAGCAAAAGCAAGACCUCGAAGUACUAAAUAUGACCUAGAAGUGGUGCCCUGGAUUCAGAGAAAGCGCUACAAUAAAGUCAACAAUAA